GUUCAUAUACGUUUACUGAAUUUUUAUAAUUUUUUUAAUGACGCCUAACAAUUUAUUUUAGUUUUUAAAGUGCAAGAGUCAGUAUGGAAGUUUUUUAAAAAUUGUGCAAAUACCAAAAGAAAGCAAUUUUAAUGAGAUUAAAGCAAGAUAUUAAGGAAUAAUGAAAUGUGAUCGUAAAAAAAUUAAAAAUUAACAUUAAGUAAAGUUCGAGAAAGAGAUAGAAAGACAGAAACCAGAGGAAAAUACCUGAACAACACUACGACAAAGAAGGAAUUUAAUCAGAAUAUAUAAUAUAUUCUUUCCAUACGAAAAACAGCAAGCAAGCAAACUGACUUGAAAUUUGUGAGAAUAGCAAUAACAUAGACUGUUCACUACUGAAAAACAGCAAAUAUAAAAUUUCUUCUUCUUACGGGAAAGAAUAAGAAGAAAGAAUUGGGAAGUUACUAGGAAAGCAGAAAAUCAUAAAGUGUAGCGAUGAUGAUGCACACGAGAAAGUGCAAUUGCACAUACAACUACAAUGUGAUAGUAGUAGCAAUAAUCUUCAUAGCAAUCGCUACACAACAAUAUGUGCAUGCAUUGCCGAACAAAGAUGUUCAACCUAGCAUUAAAAUAAACAAAUGCUGCGAAAAAUUCGAGAUUUAUGUUGAUGGACGGUGUACGAUUGCUGAGACUGUUAAUGCAUCUAUUUGGUCACCCAUAUUCACCGGAUAUAAUGGAAAAGCGAAUGUUAAGGUUGAAACACCCCAGUUAAUGAUUGGGCUUCCCGAUUGCGGUAAAAUGCAGAUGUGGCCUGUUUAUAAUGAUCCGCAGAACCACGACUAUUUAUUUUUAUUUCCCGACGGUAAGCUCGGACACUAUAUCAGAAAGAACGAAAGGAUUGAAGAAGAUGAAGACUACGACGAGAGUAACGAGCAAGCAGAAAUUGAGCAUCUACUGAGAGAGCGUAGUGAGAAAUUUUUGUAUCAUGAUUUUGAACAGGGACAUUAUUGUCUUGAAAAGGCACUGUUCUCGAAUAAGACAUCAGAUACAUGGCAUUUUGCUUAUGUAUGCUCACCGGGAAAAGUUAUAAAUUGGACAGACACGGAUUUCCUACUUAGAAAGAUUCUUAAUCCAUUAUUUCAUGGAAUCUCAAUGAUAAUACUUUUAAUUGUAGCUAUAAUUUAUUUUGUGCUACCGACAUUAAGAGAUUUGGUUGGGAAUAUCAUCACAACCAUAACUUUAUGCUUAAUUAUCAGUCAAGCUGCUGAUUUAGUUAAAAUCUUUACGGAAUACAGCAAUCACAUUAGCUAUAUGAUUGCUGAUAUCAUUUUGUAUUCAAGUCUACUAGGCGCCUUCUUCUGGCUUAAUAGUAUGGGUUUCUACAUUUGGAAGACAUUCAAAUCACGAAAUGUAUUUUUACGUGUGACGGAUGGAAGGAAAUAUUGUUGGUAUUCCGCUUAUGCAUGGAGUAUGACGGGAUUAUUGACGCUACUUGCAAUAUUCGCACAUUUCUUCUUAGACACAGGAACUAUAAAGAAGCAAUAUAUAUUUGAGGAUCAAGAAACGAUCGGAUGGUUGGGAAUGGCUGUAUUCUUCACACCCAUUGCAUUUAUUAUAAUUAUUAACUUAUUUUUUUACGUAACAACUUUGAAAGUCAUGAACAGAAUUAAUUCAUACGGAAGGAUUCACAACAAAUUAAAGAACAAUUUCAUUAUGUUUAUCUUGAUAUUCAUAACUAUGAGCGUUGCAUGGAUAUUCUUUAUACUCUCGUGGCUAAAGUAUGACUCAUUACUUUACACACAUAUCAUAACAAAUGCACUACAAGCACCAGUGAUAUUUUAUGUUUGCAUUAUAAAGCAGAAGCAUGUGAGCUUUUUAUUGAGGAAGACGUGUUGCUACAAUGAGCCGGUUACUCAUGCAGCUGGUGCUGAAUGGAAUUACGGAGAUGAAUUGACUUAUAUGAACGGUCGGAACGAUUAUUGAGCAUUUUGAACGAGUCAAACAAUCCCAAAAAUAAUUGUACAUUCCCUGAGAAUCUCAAAACAAUUUAUAAAUGAGCCCAAGUCCGAAAUAAAAUGUUAAAUUUGUACUUAAGAAUACAUUUUUGUCU
Messenger RNA from Chironomus riparius, 2089 nucleotides. Lineage: Eukaryota; Metazoa; Arthropoda; Insecta; Diptera; Chironomidae. The record is from the annotation of a GenBank genome assembly.